Messenger RNA from Porites evermanni, 11972 nucleotides. The record is from the annotation of a GenBank genome assembly. Lineage: Eukaryota; Metazoa; Cnidaria; Anthozoa; Scleractinia; Poritidae.
CUAUUGUUUGUUUUGUCGUGCAAUCUUUUCCGCGUGACCGACCAUAGGUUUUCGAAGGUUGGAGCUGCAAAUCAUACAAACAGUUUGUCAGCGAUCCAGACCUCAGGAAUAGCUAAAAUGUCGGGUUUAAGGCACGUCCACAAGAUUCCCACAAUCAGAGGCACUGAUAUCAUUAGAGAUCCGCGACUUAACAAGGUAGUGUACGUUGAAUUAAUAUUCGAACGACAACUCAGGGGACGUCCGUACGCGCUUGAGCGCACGUCUUUCUUUUACUAGUACGUCUUUCAUUACCAUUUGUUGCUCAUGCCCAACGUGAUGUUGAGCGAUUGUCGCACAUUUUAUUUUGCACGACUGUGGCUUUUUGUGACAUGAAGAAUACCGCUUUCACUCCUUGUAUCGAAAAAGAUUCAUUUGUUUUCUGUUCAGGGAUUAAUCUGUUUGGAACUGCUUCGUAAUUUAUUCUUGUUUGUUUGUUUGUUUUACGUCAUCCCGGGGGUAGUGGGCCGACCAAUUAACUUUUGAGUCAGGGUAUGGGUGAUUUGGUUUGGGUAAGAUUUUUAUCUCCAAACCUCUGGUGCUAGAAACUAUUUCCCCGACAAACAACGGUGUAAGAUCUUUUUUUCUAGGAUAAAAAGCCAUAAAAGAUUAAUUUUUUUUCAGUGUAGGAAAACAGUCUGCAGGAGUAUCUUUUCUGAAAUCACCCAUACCACCGCCCCCUCCUCUCUCAAAAGUCGAAUGGUCGGCCCCUUAUAAAUCUCAAUAAAUAAAUGUACAUCUGAGUGGAACCAGAUUGAGCUUAUUAAUUAAACAGGCAUAUAUAUUGAAGACAAUGGUCCCAAUGCAAAGAAACCUUGUUAAAAAGGGUGGCAGUUACAAGUUUCUCGUAAAGUUCUGAAAUGGCCUCUGCAUUGAUCAAAUUUGUAUGUGUGAAUAGUUGUUUGAGAAACAUGUGCAACAGCUUCCCUGCUUUUUCCCUUGGUCCAACUCCUUUAAGGAGGGUCCCCAUAGGGUUCUCUUGUCCCACAUCAUCCUGACCCCAAUUUUUGUUCAAUAUUCCAUAAUCCCGAUGGAUAUUUCUGGCAUCCAGCAUCCUGUGUACACUUUUAGCUUUGAAUCUUGUCCCCGUUUCGCUCUGAAAUCCCAAAUCCUGUCCUGUCAAAUAAUACAAAUCCCAGGACCUGAAAAACCUAUUGGGGACCCUCUUUAUGACCCUGUUUAUAACUAUGGAGAAAAGGGACCAAUUUUGGUUUCUGGGAAACUACCCACCUACCCCUCCCCUAAGCCAUCAUUUUGCCCUAAGUGAGAAGUAAGUGUUAAUGUUAGCUUAGAGGAGGAGUAGGUGGGCAGUUUCCCAGAAACCUGAAUUGAUGGGAGAAAAGUCCCAGGUAAAGAGGGUAACCCUCCUAACAGAGUCAACUUAAUUAAUAAUUAAUGAAUGAGGCUGAGUAUCUUAUGAAGAAUUAUGGAGAUCGAGGAGGGUGUUAUCUGACAGGACUAUUUUGUCAAAAAAUGGGAAUUUUGAUGGCCGGGACAUUAUAAAAGUCUUCAUAUAAUGUUAUAACAUUGAAUUAUAACAUCCCUGUUAUAAUUCAUGGAUGGUGGACUGGAUGAUGGUGGGGCUGAGGGUUCUUCAGAAGAGACAGUCUCCAGAUUUUGUAUCUCCAGAGGUUGGCAUCACUGCGUCUUAUGACUGCAUUAAUAGACAAGAAAACUUCCUAGUUUAGUGAUUUAUUCGUAUUAAGAGGAUGGUACAUCAGUAUAAUUAAGCACUGAGUUAAAAUGAAACUAGUGUAAAGGGGGUACCAUUUUUCAAUGGAAGGUAUAUGCAAGGGGUACCUUGUCUGUCAAAAAUGGUAUAUAAAAAGGUAAGGAGUUGGAGCUUGGAAGCAGCAGAGGGUAGCCCAUAUAAAACUUUGUUGAAUUCACCACCCCUCCCCCACCCCCACCCCCACCCCCACCCCCUGCUGCUUUAACACCCUUAGGGCGACUGAGUUGAUAAAACCAAAUAAUUAAGUUUCGAAUGGAACCUCUUAUGGGUUCUUACACGUCCUGCCAUCUAUCCAGAGGCCACACCUUAGUUUGUAGUACCCAGGUGUGGAGGGGUACAGUACAUUGAAUUUCCCAAAAUGGCUGCGGCAGUAGCUUUGUAAAAAACUUUAUUAUUGUUUGGCAACUUAUUUUUGUUAUAGGGAACAGCAUUCACUCUAGAAGAACGACAAAUCCUUGGAAUUCAUGGCCUUCUUCCUCCACGCAUUUCCACCCUAGAGAUCCAGUGCAAGAGAACCUAUGCAGAACUACAGAGAAAAGUUGAUGAUCUUCAGAAGUAUAUCAUGCUUAUGGCUCUUCUUGAGAGGAAUGAGUCAUUAUUCUUCAAACUGUUGAUGGAUCAUACUGAAGAGCUGAUGCCCAUUGUCUAUACUCCGACAGUGGGGCUUGCUUGUCAGAAAUAUGGCAUGAUUUUUAGGAAACCCAGAGGUCUAUUUGUUUCUAUCCACGACCUUGGACAUGUUGAAGAGCUCGUAGGCAACUGGCCUGUUGAAGAUGUCAAGGUACAUUGUAAGCCCGCUCUAUGGACACUAGCUUAGUAUGGACACCUGUACAUAUAAUGUAUAAUGGACAGUUCCAUUUGUACUCACACUGAAAAAUCUCCUAUAUUUUCUUUAGAAGUAACCCACUUUAUACAGACACCCAGAUAAUUCAGACACCAUGGCAUGUCCCCUUGGCAUCUGUAUUGACCUGGGGUUUACUGAAUAAAAUUACACACAGAAACAAUGCCCAUUGCAAGGCCAAGGGAAGACAGCAAUCAAAGAGUAUUAGCUUAAGGAGACCAUUGAAAUGCAAUGUCAGGCUCAAACCCUCAACAGCGACCAGUCUCAAACUUCCAGCCUCAUAGCGAACCAUUAUAAAUUAUUUGUCAUGUGAGCCAACUGAUGAAAUAUGACAAUUUUAAGUGACUUCUCGAGAAAGGUGCUGUAAUGAUGCUUAAAGCUUGAGAGAAAUACAUGUUUUUCUUUGACUCCAAAUAACUUCAUUAUGGAAUUUGGAUUAGGAAAAGCAAAGCUAUGUGUGUAUAGUGGGAGUGCUUCUUUUCAUCUUAAUUAUCAACUCCGUUGAUUGUUAUGUCACUUCACAUGCACCAACACUGCAGUACCCCAGGGCCCCUCCUAAGUUGUGUUCUUGUCUCUGAAAUUUAUAGGCCAUUGUAAUGACAGAUGGAGAGCGUAUACUUGGUUUAGGUGAUCUUGGUUGCUGUGGAAUGGGGAUACCUGUUGGCAAGCUUGCUCUCUACACGGUUUGCAGUGGAAUUGAUCCAAGAGUGUGUCUACCUGUCAUGAUUGAUGUUGGAACUAAUAACCAGGUAAGGCAACAACUUACAUUGUAAUAUUUCAGCUGUAAAAAAUUUUAUCAGUUUUUGAAUUUUGUCAUGUAUAAUGCUCCAAAAAAUAUCCACACACUGGCCACCACUGAGGGUUAUUGGGUGGAGGCCCCAGCCCAUCUUCCUGCUGGCAACCAUCUCAUUUCAGGUAUUUUCCUUUGAUAACUUUAAUUGAUCUUCUCUCCUUUUUCUGCCUUCUUGGAAUUUCUGAUGAUGGCCUCCAUGGGACAAAUAUGGCGGAUAUUUUCUGAAACAACAAAAUAUGAAACACUGUGCAAAUUGUGUCCCAGUAUAUGUUCUCUUCCCUCUAGCAAGUAAGAUGUAUGCAUAUUUAUGCAUAAUUGUAAGGUUGAGCAGUAUAAUAUUAAUUUUUAAUGCCCUCCAUUCCCCUCUGAAGGCCUUGUUAGAUGAUCCCUUGUAUAUUGGAGUGCCACAGAAACGAGUGACUGGCAAGCCUUAUGAUGACUUAAUUGAUGAAUUCAUCAAUGCUGCUACCAAUAGGUAAUUUGACCUAGUAAACUAUUUAAUUUUAAUUAAAAAGGCAAAAUAUAUAGACAUGUCAUCUUAAACUGUACACAGUUGCUAUGGAAGAUUUGAGCAUGUAUGCAUCUUUUUGUCUUGUGUAGGUAUGGGGAGUCUGUUUUGAUCCAGUUUGAAGAUUUUGGAAAUCACAAUGCCUUCAGAUUCCUGGAGAAGUAUAGAAACCAAAUUUGUACUUUCAAUGACGAUAUACAAGGUAAUUUAACAGAUAGCCUAAAACAGUUCCAGAUUUUAUCUAUAUCCUAUAACACGUUUUAAAAUUUGUUUGUAACCACUGAUAUGGUCGCUAUGAGGAUGCAUUUCCCGCAAACAUACAUCCAUGGCCUUUUGUGCCAUUCUUUCAAGUUUCUUUCGGAAGAACAGUGAACUCAAAACGACCCACAAUUCCUUUCUGGAUUGUCGUGUGCACUUUUGCCGACAACCUGUGUAGCCAUCACGGAGGGUUUAUUGGGUUGAGUCCCCUUCCUGGCUUCCCUGUGGUAAUCUCUGUGGUAAAGACCCCUCUUUCCCUCAGAAAUCCCAAAGACUCAUCUUAUAAGGGUGUGGAAUUUGCAGCUGUAUGUUACUUAUGUUAAACUUUAAUUUCAGGUACAGCAUCUGUCACAGUCGCUGGUCUUCUUGCUGCACUGCGAAUCACCAAGAACAAGCUAGCAGAUCACAAAUUUCUCUUUCAAGGUGCAGGGGAGGUAAGGGACUCUGACACGGAUUACCGUAAAAUUCCGAAAGUAAGCCCCUCCAUGUAUAAGCCUCUCCAAAUAUAAGCCGCCCAAACCGGUAACGCAAAAAAACCCUCCGUUAAAUCGCCCCUCCAAAUAUGAGUCCCCUGGGGGCUUGAACUCGGAAAAUUGCCCUCAAAUACAAAGUAAAACAAAGCAAAAACGGUAAAUUUGCUUCCAGCUAUAAGGCUAGCCAAAUCGAUUUUGAGACGCAAAUUUCCCGCCGUAGAUAAGCCCCUCCGAAUAUAUGCCCCUCAAAAAGGGCCUUUGAAAAAUAUAAGCCCCGGGGCUUAUUUUCGGAAUUUUACGGUAAUUGCACAAUACCUGACUACUCAUAAGCUAUACAUCUAAACGGUGGCUAUGUGGCUACACAGCUAAGUGUUUACGUCCUCUAUAAUUCGUCUCAUUGGAAAGCUUCACGCUGUAGUAGUGCAGUGACAGGACGGCAAAAAAAUGUACAAAAAAGCGUGAUCAUGCGCGUGCAGAGUUGUUGUUUUGCUUAUUCAAACUGUUGCUUUUUUGACGUCCCCGUUACUGUCACCGUCCUAGUUGUUUAAACUCUCUAGUAAGUGCAUGGAUACACGGCUACCUGCAGGCAUAUAGCCACGAAGCCACUUUUUUUUGGGGGGGGGGGGGGGGGCCUUGGUCCCCCCCCCCCCAACUUUUCCUAAAUCCCGUUUUUCUCCAAAAUUUUUCACAGAGGAAUUUGACAUUUUUUUUGUUUUUUUUUUUUUUCACGUUUUUUUUUUUUUGGCGUCCCCUUUUCUUGUCCCUUCCUUUUUUUUUACAAUUUGUAGGGAGGGGAUGGAGACCGGGCUACCUGGAGGGAAAGGCGCAGAACGGCCUUUUUUUUUGGGGGGGGGGGGGGCGGCCUUGGUUCACUCACUCCGAACGUUUGCAUAAUCCCGUUUCUUCCCAAAUAUUUUACAAGGAGAAAUUAGACAUUUUUAUUGCUAUUUUCUUUUGCCAUUGCAAGUGAAUUAAGUCCCAAAAGGUUAUAUUGACUACUUCGAGAUUCACUACUCUUGUAAUUUUACACUAAUGGUUACUUAUGGCUUGUUUUCUCCAGGCUGCCAUUGGUAUUGCUGAUCUGCUUGUUCUAGCCAUGGUCAAGGAGGGAUUGUCACAUGACGAGGCCAAGAGCAAGAUAUGGUUGGUGGAUUCCAGAGGACUUGUUGUUAAGGUAGGGUAACAUACUUUUCAAUGGGUACGUUACCACUUGGGAAAGUCGCGCUGCGAAAGGCAUUCACUUUGACGUACUGGCAUUCACGCCAAAGGUUCAACCAUUUCCUGUGUACUCUUACAGUUAGGGCGGGUAAAGCUAGAAUCGCUAUCGCCUCGUGCGACUCUGCGGUUCGUCAGAGAGCACUAAUCUCUAUAAUAGUCUUGUUUGCAUACGGGUGACGAAUUAGGACUCUUGCCUCUCACACGGCCGUUUUUGCCUCGUCACGCCACGCUCCUUCCCAGGAAGGGGAGGAGCUUUGCGUGACGAGAUAAAAAUGGCUACGCGGGAGCCUAGAAGGACUCAAGUUUUUUGGAAAUAUAUGAACUGGUUCUGGCCAAUCAUGGUACGCAAAUUAUAACAGUGGGUACGCCAUCUUUCCCUCGCAUAUUUUUAAACGCUUUAAAUACAUUAAGAAGAUAAUAAAUAAAUUAAUUAAUUCGUUAAUAACGGUAAUAGGUCUUUGUGUCGUCUAAUUCGGUCCUUUUAAUCAGGCUCGUGAUUAAACAAAUCGGACUCCCCACAGGUAACCCAAGCUCGAAAUUUGAGCAUCGGCGAACAUCGACAUUGUUGCGUAACAUUCGAAAUAUACGGAUUUGUCAAAAGGUUACAUACAUACAUACAUACUUUAUUUCUCAUGUAGGUCAGUAAAAAAGGCAGCUAAAGAGCUGAUGUGGACCUGCAAACUAAAAAGUAUCUACAAAAAAGUAAAUAAUAAUAUUAACAAACCAAUGAAUUAUUUACAAUGAGCAAAGAAAAAUAAAAAAAUACCUAGCAAGAUAAACAACAGUUAAUUGACUGUUGCCUUAAUAUAUAUAAUUUACAAUAUCUUUAUUUAUUCCCUGUAACCCAUUAAAUGUUAUUUUAUCUAAAAUGUCAGAUUUUUUUUUAAGAGCGGAUUUAAAAGAACCAAUUUUGGGUUUGCUCUUUAAGUACAUGGGUAAGUUAUUCCAUAAAAUAGACGCACGAUGAGAGAAGGAAGAUCGAAGGAAGUCACUUUUAGGGCAACGCACGUAUAGUUUCAGACUGUCCCUGAGAUUGCUUAAUGGAGAAUGUUUAAUAAAUAGAGAAUUUAUACCAGCCGGAGCCCUGUUGUAAAAUGCUUGAUAAGAUAUGGUUGCAAUCCUCUUUUUGUACAUGUAUGAUAAAGACUUCCAUUUUGUCGCUGCCAGGACCUCAGUGCUAAGAGUAGAAUUCUUUAUGUUAAAAACAAAUCUCGCUGCUCCGAUGUGAAUGUCCUCCAGGGUCUGAAGAGAUUUUGAAGAUCCCCAUAAUGCAAUUGAAUACCUAAUACUUGGAAUGAUACCUUUGAAAUAAAUUGACUCUAAGAUGCGACUGUCGAGACCUUUUAAGUGUUUCAGUUUCUUCACUCUUGCUGAAAAACGUUUGCUCAAGGAUUUGAUAUGUGGCGCGGAGGAGAGUUUAUUGUCGAUUUGAAUCCCUAAACAUGUAGAUUUAGAAACAAAGGACAACUCCUUUUGCCCUAAACAUAUUUUCUGUAAGGGCCCGAUGAAUUUUGAUUUAGAUAACAACAUCAAUUCGGUUUUUGCAGGAUGAAUAGUCAGUGGUCAGUAGUUCUAAGUUACUUUUGCAGGAUGAAUAGUCAAAAGUUGAGUUUGAUCGUCCGGGUGAACGUUGUCCUGAAUAGGACUGUUGUUGUUGACAGUGACUGACGUUUCGACAACCUGUGCGGUAGUCAUCUUCAGAGUCAAAGUGAGUUGUAUCACGUCAGUUGAUGGUAUUAUACUCUGGUUAUUGAUCUGAUUGGUCAAUUAUGUCGCGAUGUUAUUGGUCGUCUGUCAGUUAAGCCGUGAUGUUAAUGGCCAUGAAGACUCGUAAUCAGUGAUUGGUGCGUUUCGAUCCGUCUAUUGUCACAGUUAAACAGUCGUCUAUUGUUAGUCAAAUUGUCAGUUCUCCAGUUGUUCUCUCGUAGUUAGUUUUUCUUGAUCUCGUCAAUACGUCGUUUGUACGGCGCUGGUAACUGUUGGCUACGAUCCAGUUGCGUUUGUUCUAAGUUAGUAAACCAGCUUUCUAAAGUAAGACGUUGAUAGUAGUCUGAUAGUAGUUUAUGGCCGUUUUGCGGGUUUUUAUGUAAACCUUUAUAUUAGUCUAUAUAGAGAGAAAACCGUUUACAUGAAAACGGCCAUAAAUCGGCCCGUGGACCACACAGAAGAGACGUAACACACAUUUUAAGUAAGGUAAGCUGUUUUUAUUGAAAUCCUUUCAUUUUCGUAGGUUACAGAAACGACAGGACUUUUUCCUUUACAAAUCCUUAUAUUUCGAAUGUUAUGCAAUAAUGCCGAUGUUCGCCGAUGCUCAAAUUUCGAGCUUGGGUUACCUGCGGACUCCCUUGAUUUAAGCCAGGAGCACGAGGUUGGCCAAUCACUCGUAUGAUUACAGACCAAAUUGGACAGCUCUCAGUCCUGUAGCAAUAUUAUAAAUAAAUAAAAAGUUUCAUAAAACACCUUUAAGAGCUAAACAGUUGCUUUGCCUGAGAAGCAUUAACCAUUUUUGCCAGAAACGUUUUAAAAUAGCAAUGAUGGGUGACCACUCCUUACGUUUAAAUUGCAAAGAAAAUUGCGUUCUGUAUUAUUUAAUCGAAACUUCCCUCCUCAGGAUCGUCCAGUCGGAGGAUUAAAUGAACAGAAACUGAAAUAUGCUCAUGAAACGGAGCACAUCAGUACCCUUGCAGAAGUUGUCAAAAACGUUAAACCAACUGCGAUUAUUGGUAAGAUUUUGCAACCUUUUUUCUUACGAGGAGUAUCAAACGCUUCGUUCUCAGCACCGGAAACCAGUCGUUUCGUUUCGAACUUAUCAGUGAAAUUGCACAAAAUUUUUGAUCACUUUAGUAUAGUUUGCUGGUGAACAAGAAAAACAUUUGAGGUGGAUAGUACGUGAAACUAUUUACACCUCGACUGAAUAAACUUUUAUAGAAACGACAUCGAAUUAAAUGACUUGUAUCGAAACCACUGGCAACCUCAGCGCGACUUCUCAUCUGCCUGUCUCACAAGAACGUUCACGUUUUCCUAAUUCGCUACCAGCUUGGCUGCCUAUACGUUAUCUGCUAAUUAGAGUUUACGCUUGAAACUGUGUCGUUAUUUAGUUAGCCUUGUCAAACUCUCGAUCAGUGCAGACGAGCGAAAAAAGCGGGCGAGCAACGAAGAGGAGAGCAAGAGAAAAACUGCGUGAAGGGAGAAAAGGAGAGCCUGUAAGCAUCUUUUUAAAUACCUCAGUCUACUCACUUCUUCGCUCACUCCCAGAAAAACUGUUUAUCGUGUCAAAAUGUAAAAGUGUGCGGUGUAUGACUGUUUCCAACGCUCGCCAUGUUUGGCUGACUCUUCACUCGUGAAGGCAGGUGAUCGAUCUAAGUGUUGACGUAAACUGCCAAAAUUGACCAAUGGUAGGGUAUUCCAGGAGCUAGUGGAUCGGAAUGAGGUAUUGAAAACAAUACAGGCUCCACUUAUCCGUCUCUUCCUAGCCCACCCGCAGUGUUCGCUUAAUAAUUAACAAUUAUUCCCCGAGCCCGAAUGGGCUAUUGACUCAGAGGCCAUGAGGGCGAAAGAAAUAAUUGUUUUAGUAAAAUCCAACUAGUUGGUCAAAAAUAUCGACAACAAAAAAAUUUUAGCUAGUUAAAGCCAGACUUUAAUUCUUUUUUGCCGCCAAAAAGCCCGCGCUUUUCGCUACUAGUGGGCUAUAACAAACAGCCUAAAAGUAGCUCAACCAAUCAGGACGCAGCAUUGAUAAUAGACCACUAGUUGGAUUUUACUAAUAUUCGAUACGCUUUUCCUACUAUCUUGGAGCCUGUAAUAGGCUACUAUUGAGUUCAAUUGCACUAUGGUGCUGUUUGGGGAUGAUAGUACAUUGCAUGUACAUUGCCUAGAUUGGAAAUUAUUACUUAUGCCAUUUAACCUGACUUUUUUGAAGGCGUUGCAGCCGUCGCUGGAGCAUUCACUGAAGAAAUUGUUAAGGCCAUGGCUUCUUUUAACGACAAACCCAUCAUCUUUGCUCUCAGCAAUCCUACAUCCAAGGCUGAGUGCACUGCGGAGCAAGCUUACACCUGGACUAAUGUAAGGAACCGUUCAAUAUUUUCGCUCUGUUAAUUCUGCGCUGAUGAACCCGGUUGAACUUAAACUUUUUCAGUGGUUUUACCAUUUGUCCAUGCACAGAGGGCUACUUUAGAAAAUCCCAAAGGGCGUUUCCCAGCUACCACGCACGCAUGCAACCACGCCUUUCCCGUACAAGAAUUUAGACGGUUAUUUGCAACUUUCACGUUCCCAUAUCUCAAUGUGUUUGCGCCACAAAGUUUUGCACAAUAAUUGUUUUCAAUUUAUCGUGGGACUAACAAUCGGCCUUGAGAAACUGGAAAGAAAACUCAAGUUAAAUUUUAGGGGAAAACAACCUGCUUUAUGGAAAGUCGCACUCGGUUUUUCGAAAUUCACGCCAAUUUGAACCAAACCCAACUUCGCUAAACCAGCCAACACUAUGAUUUUUCAAACCUCCUGAUAAUUCGAAUCAAUUUACCUUUCCCAAGGUGACUCGAAAAAUCGGGAUUGCUAUGUAUACUCGUUGUACCGGUCACCUCUAGUGAAAAGACAACUCUAUCCAAGAGACACUUAUCCUGGUCCCUUGUGUGUCUCCUGAAUGGAAGCUCCACAAUCCACAGGGUGUCGUUUUUCCUCUUUCUCAGGGUAAGGCUGUGUAUGCUAGUGGCAGUCCUUUUGCACCAGUAACUCUACCUGAUGGUCGUCACUUCAUACCAGGGCAAGGAAACAAUUCUUACAUCUUCCCGGGUGUCGCCCUAGGAGUUAUAUCCUGCAAAGCUCAACAUGUAACCGAUGAGAUGUUCCUUCUUGCUGCCGAGGUAUGAAACGUGUGCCUAUACAUGAGCUGUAAAGCUGGGCAAAGCCGAACACCAAUUCCACAAAAAUUGUUCAGUUUUGUUCUCUAUGAAUAUAUUUUGGCAUUGAAACUACUUCCAGUCGCAUAUUGCAACGGAGGUAAGGAUAGAGAUAAAUUGAAACUUGAAAAGGUUGGGUCAACUUUUUCAAGUUUAUGCAAUGCCUGCUAAAAUCACCAAAAAAUUGUCGUGGUUGCUCUCUGAUGAAAUUUGUUUGAGAUUUUCAUAACGCCGCAGUAUCAUACCGUAUAUUAAACGUGUAUUACUGAAAGUUAAAUGGCACUCAGCGACAUGGCACAACGACAACUUCCUUAGAGGUUUCGCGUACUUGACACCAAGCGAGCCACAGGAAAACCCAACAGAGUAGUCUUGCGUUCUCUUUACGUAGAACGCAAUAAUGCUUGUUGUAAAAGCUGUGUAAUUGCCCACUGGGUGCGUGCUACUCGAGCAACGACAAAGAAAGUAAAAAUUUGGGGCUGCUGUACUGUACGUGUAUUGCUUGUUUUGGACAAGAGCAAUUACAUGGGGGUGAACCCGUACAAAGGUGAGCUUAAGAUAGCGGUUACGGCCUUACGGGGAAGGAGGAGUAGGUAAAUCUUUCCUGCUGUUAAAAGGGGAUAUAUAGAGGAUAUUACAUGGCCGCGCGUAGAUACGAAAUUUCUCCUGGAGUGUUGAAAAAUCGCCAAGAGAAAUUUCGUAUCUCCAAGCGGCCAUGUAAUGUUAUAUUUAUUAUAUAAACACCAAUGAAAUUCCAAACCAUUUCGCUUAAAUGUUUUUUUGCUGCAAAAGUCGCGAUUUGUUAUGCGGCCAUAGCAACGGUGAUCGUUUCACAUGUGAAAUAACAUGUUACUUUUACGUGUGAAGAUAUCAUGUUUUCGCGGAAGCUCACCUGGUAUUUCAUUGACCAGUGUUAAAUAAUAAAGAGGAUUAACACAAAUGCAUUGAGUAAUAGAUAAUUAACUGAAGUUUUUACCUCCCUAGUCUCUUGCUGGCCAGGUAGCUCCAUCACAGUUAGAGAAAGGCUGUCUUUACCCGCCUCUGUCGGAUAUCAGGGAAGUCUCAUAUAACAUAGCCGUGGAUGUCGUCAAGUUGGCUUUUUCCACUAGGUUGGCCACCAUACACCCGGAACCCAGAGACAAAGAACAACUGGUGAAAAAUAACCUGUACGCUCCAGAUUACAUGUCUUACAUGCCGUCCACUUACCCCUGGCCUACUCAAUAA